Molecule: messenger RNA, 1086 nt
Organism: Lampris incognitus (smalleye Pacific opah)
Lineage: Eukaryota; Metazoa; Chordata; Actinopteri; Lampriformes; Lampridae
Product: phospholipid phosphatase-related protein type 5-like
Exons: 7
Coding region: 1-1086 (361 amino acids)
Biological process (GO): signal transduction; phospholipid dephosphorylation; phospholipid metabolic process
Molecular function (GO): phosphatidate phosphatase activity
Source: RefSeq, a predicted model, not a curated record
AUGGCUGAGAGUCGGCUAUCAGGACAGAGGCAAGCUAUGAGGGACCUGCCGGGGGACAGAGGCCUGCAGAAGACCAGCACCUACAUAGUUCCCUGCUUCCUCUUCGUGGAGCUGGUCAUUAUGGCAGGGACCGUUCUGCUGGCGUACUACUUUGAGUACACGGACACGUUCCCCGUGCACAUCCAGGGCUUCUUCUGUUUUGACAAAGCCUUCUCCAAGCCCUACCCAGGACCAGAGGACGACAGCAAGGCGCCGCCGGUGCUGGUCUACUCACUUGUCACUGCCAUCCCCACCGUGACGAUUCUGAUCGGGGAGGUGACCAGUUUCUUCGUCAAAUCAGAGGGGGCUCAGGAGAAGACCAUAGUCACCGCUGACUGCUGCUACUUCAACCCCCUCCUCCGCAGGAUCGUACGGUUCCUGGGGGUUUACUCCUUCGGCCUCUUCACCACCACCAUCUUUGCCAACGCGGGUCAGGUGGUGACAGGAAACCAGACACCUCAUUUCCUGUCAGCCUGCAAGCCGAACUACACAGCUCUGGGCUGCCAGUCUCCGAUGCAGUACAUCUCAGAGCGCCGAGCUUGCACGGGAAACCCGUACCUGGUGGCUUCUGCACGCAAAUCCUUUCCCUCCAAAGAUGCAGCACUCAGUUUCUACUCGGCUGUCUAUACAGUGAUGUAUGUGACGCUUAUGUUUCGAACCAAAGGGUCUCGUCUGACCAAGCCCACGCUCUGCCUGGUAUUGGUGUCUCUGGCCGUAAUGGUCGGGGUGGUAAGGGUAACUGAAUACAGGAACCACUGGAACGACGUGCUGGCCGGAUUCCUCACUGGAGGGGCCAUCGCCGCCUUUCUGGUGUCGUGUGUGAUUAACAACUUCCAGCCAACCCAGCUAGCCAUGCCAGCUCCGCUCCCCCCGCGCCCACAGCCGUCCGUUGGUCUGCCUCUGGUCAGCCUGCCCCGUGUGGAGGGUCCACUCGAAAAGCUUCAGGGCUACCAUACUCUGAGAUCACAUGACCAUCAGCCAAUCCUGUCCCCCGCCCCUCCCGAUGUGCUCCUCCCCUCUCGGCGUUGCCUAACCAGCGCAGUCUAG